AUGCUCAUCGCCUUCUUAAUGAAAAGAUAUUAUACAUUUCGGUUAAAAAUGUAUUGCUCCAAAAAUAAAAAUCAAGUAGAUUUCGUAGCUCAAAGUAAAUCGCUCUAAGUAUUAAAUAUUCGGAUUACUUUAAACCAACUGUAAUGCUUUCAUCCCCAGGUUCAUCUCUUUCCUAAUUAUAUAUAAAAAUAUUUUUUAAACCUCUUAUUCCCCAUAGGUAAAACGAUGAAGAAAGAUAGAUAGACUACUAAAUACUAAGCUAAAGAUUAGAGAUAUAAAUUAAGUAUAAGAAUAAAUCUAUGA
Molecule: messenger RNA, 303 nt
Organism: Tetrahymena thermophila SB210
Lineage: Eukaryota; Ciliophora; Oligohymenophorea; Hymenostomatida; Tetrahymenidae
Exons: 1
Source: RefSeq, a predicted model, not a curated record